AUGGUUACGACACUUAUUGACAGCCCUGAAAACUACAGAAAUAUCCCCAGACCUGUUCAUAAAGCAGGUGGGAAAGCCCUCAUACCUCUUUCAAAACCAGUCUAUAAUAAUAAUAAUAAUAAUAAUAAUAAUAAUAAUAAUAAUAAUAAUAAUAAUAGUAAGGUUUUUAUGAGCGCAUUCAUGUUUGUGAAAACCACGAGAGUUGUUCGGAAACGCGGGAUCGACCCACACAAUCCACCGGCUGUUUUGGUUGGACAUCAUGACGUCAUGAAGGAAGAAACAAGCGGCCGUGUGGCCUCUUACCUUGAAGCUCAACAACCUUUAAAAACACUAAACAUCAUGCGGUGCGAGAAGGAAACUUAUCCACUAUACGAGAAAAAAGUUGUUGGAAAUGUCCAGCUUAAAGAGGAACCAAAAAAUGAAGAAAACCGAAAGUUUCUGCGUAGUGUUGUCACGUCUCUUAUGUACGUUCUGGAACCGAUUUUACCAGACGAUGGCGUGAAGGGAGACGGGAAAAUUGCUAGCUUAUUGUACUUGAUUUGUCUAACAACAGCAGGGGUGGUAUUUAAUCUUUCCAAAUGGCUACAAGACGAUUCUAAGGCCGACUCCGGCGUGACAACGGACCACAUAGAUGGGUUCCUGAUCACCUGUAUCUGUCCAGCUCUGUUGUGGAUCUGUUACAUCUUUUGUAAACAAAGCGAUCGGAAGACUGUGGACUUUAUCACGCCCUCGCCCCACUCACACAGACCUCUGAUGGCGGGGGCUUACGUUUUCGGCGCGGGAAGUUGUGUCAUGGAUCUACUCCACAUAACAUUUUAUAUCGAAUGUUCAUCCAACUUAUCCAGCCUUUUCUUCUCCAUUUUCAAGGCUGUGUUUAUUUUUGCACAAAUUCUAUUUUUAAGAAAGUUUGCCACAGCAACCCUUCAUAAAUCACCAAGCAUUCGACUUGUACUUUUCCACAUACUUGGUACCAACGUAUGCCUAUGGUUUCGCGCGCUUUUUAGCCAUUCGAAAAGCAUUUUCAGUGCGCGGAGAUCACUUGAAGAUCUAAGCACUCGCGAAGAAAACGCUUGCUUUGCAAAUCACUACUCUAUGAAAAAGAUCUGGGACGCGUCCGAACCUUAUUUAUAUCCAUUUACAAUGGAGUAUUCACUUAUCGCGGGUGGCAUUUUGUACACCAUGUGGAGCGGGAUGCGGGAUCUUGAUCCCGACCCGCAAGAUAUUUAUAUCUAUGACGAGCUGUCUGACUUUAAUACGACUUCGGAUAAUCUUAGUGAACGACUCGAAAAAUUUGAACAUGACCACGGAUAUGGGACCUGCGAAGCUGCCACACCAUCCAGGGAUUCUGUGUCAAGUGGUAGAUUUUCAAGCCGUUUUUCGCUGAAUAGAGCCAUGUCAAACUCUUCUAUAUGUCAAUCAUGUAUUGAAAACCAGGAUGCACUUCGCAUGCACGCGAUCCCAAGCUCUGACCCAGGCCUUUUGAUUGGCCUCCUUUUCUCGAUCGUGUUGCUGCUCGCGGUUGGUUUACUGUGGGUUGACCGAGACUCUAUAAACGCGCUUAAAUUUUAUUACCUCUACCAAAUUAUUUUGCUGGUGUUCAUGUGCGUGGCCUGCUGGGUUGUGUUGCGGUGUUUAAUGAAUCAAAAAUUUAUGUGGUAUCCAUUUGGUGCAGAUGACACUCUCUUAAUAGUUUCGUUCACAGGGAUGUUUCUCUACGCUGGUUUAUGCCUCACAGCUGCCAUCGCCGAAAUAAGGAAUCAUCGUCACGCAUCGGAUUUCUCACUCGCUAAAUCAACAUUGAUUUUGUUCCAAGCCAUGCUUCAGGCUACAGCCCUUAUCAAGGCGCUGCGCUUCAGACCGCUCAAGGAACUGGGAGCGAAUAUAGUCCGACAAGGAACGCUGUUUCUGCUGACUACGAAUGUUGCACUGUGGGCGCAGGAUUCCUUCUUCGAAAUGAGGAACUUUGCGACCACACCAGUUCAGACGGUGUUUUACGGUGAGACUUCCUGGAGGGCAAUUACUACUUUAGCUUAUCCUUUAUGUAUUUUCUUUCGCUUUCACUCAGCAGCUUGUCUUUUUGAAGUGUGGUCUUGCUUUAGAGUUAACAACUUGAGCUAAGAUCAUGCAAAAAAUGUGCAGUCAAGGGAACAAGUGCUGGUCGAGUCCGUCAUGAGAAUCUUGACUUUCGCUCCCCGUCGCUAGAGUACCUCAGUAAUGUAUAGUUCCGAAAAGAUCGGAAAAGAUCGGAAAAGAUCGGAAAAGAUCGGAAAAGAUCGGAAAUACUUCGUUUUCAAAAUGGAGGAUAAGCAGAGAACAUUGCUUGUUUCUUUGACCGUAUUAGACUUCCAGCUGAGGGAAAUUUUCCGUGGUCAAUUAAAGGGGAAGAGCAUUGACUAGAUCUCACCUGUCGUCUAGCUAGCAUUAGAAUAAUUUUCCGACAUUUAAAUUUAUAAACUCUAAGAAUAUCAGUAUGCACUUGCAUUUAAUUAGACCACGGAUAUAUCAGUGAAUAGAUUCUGCUAUUCACUCAAUUGAAUCUUGACGGCUGAUGAAAGAAGUUCCAGUAGUUUUAUUAGUCGACAGAAUUUUUCCCAUUUCCAGGCUAAAAGUUUUAGCCAUGCAAACAACUUAAUUGCAUCGUGGGGGACUUCGAAGCAAUUAACUUAAAUGCAAAUGUUUCUUCGAUGAAAAGUAUUUUUCCACAUGGUUCAUCAUCUACCAACGAGCUUGAAGAAGGAUUUGGUGAACAUUUCUUGCUAUUUGAUUGCAAACUCAUGGAAAAGGAAAAAAUUCUAAUAUAUUUUAUGUUAAAAACUCUUAAGUGAAUAGUCAUUUUAGUAUGUAUAUUGUUCAUGUAUAUAUAUUUUUCAGUACAUAUCGGUUUUAGGAACCAUUUCUAUUAUUCGUUAAGCAUGAUUCAUUCAAAUGGGUGAUUCUUCCUGAACUUCACAAUUAGCGCGAAAUAGAUACGCCGUAAAAUUGGCGGUUUUGUAGAUUGAUAACUUUUUCGGUAAUAAUGAAUUUGAUGAUAAUCAUUUAUAUAUUAUAGUAUGGAAUUUUUAAUCUUCAUUUAUUUAUACCUUACCCAUCCAUAGUGAGAUUUCAAUUCACAUUCUAAGGCUUAUUUUCAGCGGACAAUACGUAUUUACCUUGAGGUAAGACAAGUAAGGUAAGAUAUUUCAAUAUUAUUUUUGACAAGGAAACAAGUAGUUUUGUAAAUAGCCACACGUUCAUGGCAAAAUGAAUCAGUUUUUCUUGUUUUUCUCGAUGGCAUGUCCGCCAGGAAUCACCAAUAUUUCUUUAUUUUUUUCUAAAAUGAUAUCGAUGGCAGAUGACGACAUCCGAGUGUUAACUGUCGUCGACAACAAAGAAUUGUUAUUCUUAAAUGAAUCAUUUCUAAGAUAGACUAACAGUAGUUUGUGUGCCAUGUAUACGACUGACAGACAGGCAAAAACACAUUUUACUCCGCGAUUAGUGCAUAACAACCAGUCACAACAGACCCGACUGACAAUCUGACAGGGAGACCAACAGUGACACAGACCACCCUCGCUCGCUAACAGGCUUGAGUUGUUGCUAAACUGUUAAUCAACUGUAUGUCAAGGACUAGCCCGGAUUAUAAGCCGACUGAACGAUAACAGAGUAACUUAUAAUUAUAGACAAUAAUCUCAAAAACAACUAACUAGCUGUCUGGCUGACUGUCUGAUCAAUUGUUUGACCAACUGUUGAACUGUCUGACGCACACUCUGACGAACUGUCUGACUGACAUUCCGAACUGACGGACUAGUUGGCAGGCAGACUAGCUGGCUGUCGAUAAUGCGCCACCAAAGAUACAGACUUACAGAUUGAUGAUUUGAAAACGAGGGCCUUAACUGUUUAGAUGACCGACAAAGUUAUAGAUCGCUUGAUUAAAUAUUGACGGACUGGUUGACUCAACUUUCACCUCUCCGCUUACCCCGUGACUAUACAGACUGACAGACAGUCAAACAGACAGGAGAAGAAAUUAACCGUCAGACCGGCUAGCUACAACGACAAAAUUAGAUUAUACAUUUAAGACAACUUCGCUACUCCCUACUGCCUGCUACUUACUGUACUGACAGUUUGACGGACGACAUUUGAUCUGACCUCAUACUAAGCUAAUGACUCUGCGCAAGUCUCACUGAUCUUACGCAACUGUUACUCUCUGUAAGUUUAACACAACUAACAACUAGCUAUCAAGAAAAAUGAACAACUACUUCGCUAUCGAACGUCACUUAGUAACUUCACCAAUUAUUACAACUGCCUAAAGGACAAACAGACAGACGAAUAGACAGAAAAACCAACCAACCAACCCACAAACAGACAGUCAGUCAGACAGACGGAGGCUGACUGACUGACUGACAGACAGACGAACUUAUAGACAGACUUACAGAAAUACAG
Messenger RNA from Stylophora pistillata, 4416 nucleotides. RefSeq names its product proton channel OtopLc. Gene Ontology annotation, cellular component: membrane. The record is from RefSeq and is a predicted model, not a curated record. Lineage: Eukaryota; Metazoa; Cnidaria; Anthozoa; Scleractinia; Pocilloporidae. Gene Ontology annotation, biological process: proton transmembrane transport. Gene Ontology annotation, molecular function: proton channel activity.